AUGGGGUCAAAUAUUGAAGGCACUCAAGCGCAAUUCAGAUCCGGAAAUGGCGGGUUUAAACAGAGUGAAAUGGGCUUCGGUCUCGAGGAAUUCCCCGGCCUCGUAUCCGUACCGCCCCCGCCGCGAACAGAGACCGGCAGCUCAUUCAAGGCCCUCCUCGAACUUCCGGCGCCACAAGCUGUUGAGCUCCUAGUCAACUCCCCUGACGCCGCCGCAAAUGAAGAAUCCCGUCCGAAACCCAGUACCACUGGCUCCGGAGAGGUUCCCUCUCACUUUCAUCCGCCACCACCGAUUUUCCCUUCUGACAUUGGCUUAAUUGUCAGAGCUUCGAAAUUCUCCGUGUUUGCUUCGGCUGAAAAUUCAAAUAACUCAAUCUUGUUCAAUUCCAACUCGAAGAAGUUCGAUAUAGUGAAGCAAGAGCCAUCGGGCUCGGAUUCAAACCCAAAUUCUUCUUCGCUGGCGGCUUCAGAUCAGAAUCCGAAUUCCACCAAGAGGAAGGAGAGGGAGAAAAAGGUUAAAGAAUCCAAUAGAAAAAGCAAAAAAGUUAUACCAUAUAAGGCCUCUGAAGAUGGUGGUGAGAAGCUGCCAUACGUGCAUGUCAGAGCUCGCCGUGGCCAAGCCACCGAUAGCCAUAGCUUAGCUGAAAGAGCAAGAAGAGAGAAGAUUAAUGAAAGAAUGAAACUUUUACAAGAACUGGUCCCAGGAUGUAAUAAGAUCUCAGGUACUGCAAUGGUGCUGGAUGAGAUAAUAAACCAUGUGCAAGCACUUCAACGACAAGUGGAGUUUUUGUCCAUGAGACUUGCUGCUGUUAACCCAAGAAUUGAUUACAACCUCGAUGCCCUUUUGGCUGCUGAAAGUGGAUCCCCAGUUGAUGGUAGCAUUGCUGGCAUGUUUACACCAUCAAUGUGGCCAGAUGCACAACAUAAUGGGAACAGACAGCAUUAUAAUCAGAUGUGGCAUUUUGAUGGGCUUCAUCAGCCAGUCUUGGGAAGAGAAGAAGACAAUCCUAACUUCAUUACUCCAGAAAACUCGCUUAUAAGUUAUGAUUCUUCUGCAAAUUCAGCUGAAAAUGGUGUAAAUGGAGGCACGAGCUUUACGAAUAGUCUUCGUGAGAGGCUAAGAAUUGAGAUUCCUGAAGAAAGUGAAAAUGUUUCUAUCUUUAAGGUCCCUGGAAAUCUUCGUCAAGUCGAGGCAAAAGCUUACGAACCUAAUAUUAUCUCGAUUGGGCCUUACCAUCACGGAAAAUCACAUUUGCAGGCAAUGGAAAAGGUUAAAUGGCAGUUCUUUCGUCAGAUUUUUGGCCCGAGCAGCCAGGGAAGUGAAGAGAAACUAGAAGGUGUGAUUGAGGCCAUGAAGGGAUUUGAACCCGAGGCUCGGAGUUACUAUUCAGAAGAUGUGAAGAUGAGCAGAAAGAAGUUUGUUGAGAUGAUGAUCAUUGAUGGAUGCUUCAUUGUGGAGCUCUUCAGGGACCUGGAAAAGUCGGAAGGAAAAUACGAGCCUGAUGGAGAGAAAAUCGAGCUGGAAAGGAAACUGGCCUCGGAAGGAAAAUAUGAGCCUGAUGGAGAGAAACUGGCCCUGGAAAAGUCGGAAGGAAAAUAUGAGCUUGAUGGAUUGGAAAGAAAACCGGCCCCGGAUAAGUGUGACGGAAAAUACGAGCCUGAUAGAGAGAAAUUGGAGCUGGAAACGAAACCGGCACUGGAAAAGCCUGUAUUUGCACAUGGACAGAGAUUUCUGAAGAGAUGGAUGCUGCCAAUUUUGCGAAAUGAUCUUAUUAUGCUUGAAAAUCAGCUUCCAUUACCGGUUAUGUGCAAAUUAUUCGAGUUAACGAAUAGUAUACGAGCAACAUCUUCAUGUUCUUCAAUGGAGAAACUUGCUCUUAAAUUCUUCAGUCCACUGAUGCCUGGAGCUGCUAAAAGUCCUCAACAAAGUGAUUCAGACAAUAGGGCAAAUGAUGCAAAACACUUUCUUGAUCUCUUCCGGUCAAGCAUUUUGCCAAAAGAGAUUAAACGUGAAAAAGAACCGUAUCAAUUCCGUUCAAUGGUCGAGCUAAAAGAGGCUGGGAUUAAAAUCAGGACAAGAUCAGAAAACAGAAAACCUCUACACAUAAAAUUCGAAUCAGGAGUUCUGAAAAUCCCUCCAUUUCGCAUCAAUGAUUACCGGUGCACUCUAUAUCGAAACAUGGUUGCUUUUGAACAAUGCUACAAGGCCAGUCAACCAGACGUGACAAGGUACUUGUUUUUCCUUGACGGGCUUAUCAAUUCAGCCAAAGAUAUAGAACUUCUACACUACGCGGGCGUGCUGCAGCAUUCUCUCGGUAGCAACGAACAUGUGGCUCGAACUGUCAACAAGCUUUGCAGAGAAAUCUCCCGGGACGUUGAGGACUCGUACUUGAGUGAUGUUGUAAGAAGCCUCGAAGAAUACUGUAAUGAGCCCUGGCAUAGAUAUAGAGCUAUUCUCGUCCACAACUAUUUUACCAACUUGUGGGUGACAGUUUCGACUGGGAUUGCUGCAAUCCUCGUCUAUUUUGCCGUGCUUCAGACAUGUUGUGACUUAGCAGGAAGUCAUGAUUCACUACAUAAAUCUGGUUUUUGGACAUUAGUUGUUAAGUCUUUCAUUAUUCCCUUUUCACACUCACUAACUGUACCUGGACUUGUUUCACAGUUUGAUGACUUCCAGGAAUUCAUAUGGCUUUAUUGUUAA
Messenger RNA from Fraxinus pennsylvanica, 2700 nucleotides. The record is from the annotation of a GenBank genome assembly. NCBI's taxonomy places the organism in Eukaryota, Viridiplantae, Streptophyta, Magnoliopsida, Lamiales, Oleaceae.